Messenger RNA from Gadus morhua (Atlantic cod), 2936 nucleotides. RefSeq names its product eukaryotic elongation factor 2 kinase (gene eef2k). The record is from RefSeq and is a predicted model, not a curated record. Gene Ontology annotation, molecular function: calcium ion binding; calmodulin binding; elongation factor-2 kinase activity. NCBI's taxonomy places the organism in Eukaryota, Metazoa, Chordata, Actinopteri, Gadiformes, Gadidae. Gene Ontology annotation, biological process: response to differentiation-inducing factor 1; myosin II filament disassembly; protein phosphorylation. Bases 233 to 2530 code for a protein of 765 amino acids. The transcript has 19 exons.
CAACCCAAGUGAUACGUGCAGAGCUUCGAUGGGGCUGUGGUGGAUUGUAGAAAGAACUGCAGCCUGCCCUGAGAUUCUGGGACCCCCUGGUUACUUUGGAGAACCCCCAUCCAUUCUGAUCUGAAUCGAUCCACCAGCCCCUUCUUCCUAGAUCUCAGUCUACACCAGACAAAGUUGUCUACCUGCUAAAUCCAUCCACACUCUCCAUCUGUAAACAACCCAGCACAGCGUCAUGGAGGAUGAGCUCAUGUUUAGCAUGGAGGAGGAGGGCAGUGCCACGAGACCCCAAGUUCCAGGGAAGACCCCUAGCCAGAGGAACGCCUCUCAAAGGGUCUGCCCUGCCAGCGACACUGAUGAGGAUGAUGAUGAAGACUUCGUCCUCUACCCUAUCCUGGGCGAUCCAAAAAAGGAUAUUGUCGACUACCUCCAGAAUCUGGUUGUCAACAAACAGCUGUCAACCUCCCUGCCAAAGAAUGACUUUUUGUACAAGAGUGAGGCCGAGCCGUUGUCAGUGUCUCAGCCCAAAUCCGGCACGCCUGUUUCUGAGCAUGCAAGGGCAGCGUGGAAACAUGCCAUCGAGAAGGCCAAAGCCAUGCCUGACCCCUGGGCUGAGUUCCACCUGGAGGAGAAGAAGACAGAGCUGUGCACGCGCUACAGGUACAACGCUGUCACUGGGGAAUGGGCCCAAGACGAAGUCCAUAUAAAAAUGGCGGCCCAGCCCUUUGGACGUGGCGCCAUGAGAGAAUGCUUCAGGACGAAGAAGCUGUCCAACUUCUCCCACAGCAACAACUGGAAGUCGGCCGCCAACUACGUGGCCAAGAGCUACAUGCAGCCGGUGGAGCGGGACGUGUACUUUGAGGACGUGCGGCUGCAGAACGAGGCCAAGCUGUGGGGCGAGGAAUACAACCGCCACCGCCCGCCCAAACAGGUGGACAUCAUGCAGAUGUGUGUGGUUGAGGUCACCAGCAGGCCCGGCAAGCCCGUCUUCCACCUGGAGCACUACAUAGAGGGCAAGUACAUCAAGUACAACUCCAACUCGGGCUUCGUCAGGGACGACAACAUACGCCUCACGCCCCAGGCCUUCAGCCACUUCACAUUCGAGCGCUCGGGCCACCAGCUGAUCGUGGUGGACAUCCAGGGGGUGGGGGACCUCUACACGGACCCCCAGAUCCACACAGAGAGGGGUGACGACUUUGGAGAUGGAAAUCUGGGUGUGCGGGGCAUGGCGCUGUUCUUCCACUCUCACCUGUGUAACAAGAUCUGCAAGAGCAUGGGCCUGACGCCUUUUGACCACUCCUCUUCCGAGAAGGCCCAGCUGGACGGCACCAACAAAUUACUUCGGUCGGCCGAGACGGUGCUGAGGGGCUGUGAGGAGCAGUGCGGGUCUCCCCGCGUGCGCACCUUCUCCGCGUGCCGCGUCCCCCCGCUGCUCUCCCGCCUGUCGGAGACCUCGUCCGCCGACGACAGCGUGAGCGAAGGGGGCGACUCUGUGCCCUGCUCCCCCCACUUCAUGCCCUGCUCCCCCAUGGCCAUCCCCAGCUCCAUGGGCAGGUCCCCCAGCGCAUUCACAAGCCAGUCCUACAACAGCAACGAUGAUCAAGAGAGAUACGGCAACAGCAACACAAAUGAUAACCAGGGGUCGGAGAGCGGUGGAGACAGUGGUUACCCCAGCGAGCGGAGGAGUGAAGGGGAUCCCCCGGAUCACGUAGACGGGAGGAAGAUGGUAGCUUCCAGCAGACUCUCUGCAAACGUAUGCGUUGGCACACCACAGAUGGAAUCGCUGACAGAAGAGAAAUGGAGCUUCUACCAUACUGCUAGAGCUCAUAUCCACCGUUCGUCUUGCGUGGCCGUUGAGAUGGAGAGGCUCAACUCUGCCCUGCAGGAGAGGAAGAUUGGACAGUCUGUCCUGGGCAAGGUCCACCUGGCCAUGGUUCACUACCACGAGUCGGGCCGCUUCUGUGAGAAGGACGAGCCCUGGGACAAGGACUCUGCGCUGUACCACCUGGAGCGGGCCUCCAUGUGCGGGGAGCUGCAGGCCAUCGUGGCCCUGGGUCAGUGCUACAUGCAGCUGCCCCACCACAUCCUGACCGACGUCCAGCUGGAGGAUAACGCAGGGAACAAGAUGAAGGGCUUCAAAUACCUGAUCCAGGCGGCCAAGGCUGGGGACAGACACUGUAUGAUCAUGGUGGCCAGGGCCUUCGACACCGGACUCAACCUGUCAGCCGACAGAAAGCAGGACUGGGCGGAAGCUGUUUUCUGGUACGCCAGUGCCCUAGACAUGUGUGAGGAUGAUGAGGGGGGAGACUUUGAUGGGCUGCAGGAUGACCCGCGCUACAUGGUCCUCGCAAGGGAGGCCGAGAUGUACCAAGAGGGGGGCUUCAACCUCACCGCAGACCCCCAGAAAGCAGGCGAUCUGUUUACCGAGGCUGCAGAGGCGGCCAUGGAGGCGAUGAAAGGGCGGCUGGCCAACCAGUAUUACAUGAAGGCGGAGGAGGCUUGGGCACUGAUCGAGGAGGAGGAGGAGGAGUAGGGAGAAGGCGGAUGAAUGCGUCUCAUUUGAUAAUGCAUGUUUUUUUAACAAAAAAUCAACACAAAGGGGAAAAGAGUCAACUGAUAUGGCUUCAAUGUUUACAGUGUUCAAGUUUUUUUGUAAUAGGUCAAUGCCUUUUAUUUUCUCAAACUGACAAAUUCUCAGAUCUAUGUUUUUCUCAAAACAUCAUAUAUCCCUGCCUGGUUUUGACAGGAGAAUGUAUGUAUAGCGACAAGAUACCUGGUUCUUCAAAUGUUUUCUAUGCAAGAAUGGAGAAGCAUUAAUAAUUGUCUAUAUGGCACUUAAACAGCUAAAGUUUUGUUAAAUAAUGUUUUGCAUGGAUGCACUUGAUUGGGAUUAUUGGUUCAUUUGUAAAAAAUAAAGUUUUUUUGGCUUUAAUAUUCAA